AAAAUGAUGUCAAUAUUUUGAGAUGGUGGUGCCUGAAGAGGACGAGGGGCCGGCGGCGUGAGUGCCCUCUGUCAGUGAGCACAUCCUCCAGCUGUGCCUUGUGCCUUACCCUGCUGGGAGUGCAGUUUCCUCACCAUGGCCAACGAAAAUAUACCCAGCUCAGGGGAUGGGCCCAGUAAGAAUGCUCUGAAGAAGGCUCAGAAAGCAGCAGAAAAGGCAGCCAAGAAAGCAGAGCACAAAGCCCAGAAUGCUGCUGCAAGAGGAGAUGCAGAGCAAGAUGAAGGAGAGGACUGUUCCAAGGACCUGUAUGGGAACUUGCCCAUGAAUAGGAGCCAAGAAAAACGGCCGGUCACUCAUGUACCUCUCAAAGAUAUUGGCCGCAACCUUUCCAACCAAACAGUCACUGUGCGGGCUCGCCUCCACACAAGCCGUGGCAAAGGGAAGCAAGUAUUUUUUAUCCUCCGAAGCCAGGCCAGCACAGUGCAAUGUGUACUUUGUGUUGGGGAGAAGGUGUCCAAACAGAUGGUCAAGUUUGUCUGCAACAUCACCAAAGAGAGCAUCAUUGAUGUAGAGGGCAAGAUUGUGGCCACAGACCAGAAGGUGGAGUCCUGCAGCAUUCAGGAUGUUGAGCUUCACGCCACAAAGGUGUUUGUUGUCUCUGCCUCCUUACCUCGACUUCCACUCCAGAUUGAGGAUGCAAUGCGACCUGAAGAUGAUGACCCUGAGGGUUUGCAAAUCAAAGUAAACCAAGACACAAGACUGGACAACCGCAUCCUUGAUCUGCGCACCCCUACCAACCAAGCCAUAUUCAGGCUGGAAGGUGGAGUCUGCCAUCUCUUCAGAGAAGCUCUAAGGGCUCAGAACUUUGUGGAAGUUAUGACCCCCAAGCUUAUAUCUGCUGCCUCAGAGGGUGGUGCUAAUGUCUUUGGCAUGAGGUAUUUCGAUAAAGAUGCAUUUUUGGCACAAAGUCCACAGUUGUACAAGCAGAUGGCCAUUGCUGGUGACUUUGGCAAAGUCUUCACCAUAGGACCUGUCUUCCGUGCAGAGAACUCCAACACACACCGUCACCUGACAGAGUUUGUGGGGCUGGACUUGGAGAUGGCAUUCACCCAUCACUACCAUGAGGCACUCAACACCAUCGGAAACAUGUUCACCGAGAUCUUCCGAGGCCUGCGUGACAACUAUGCAGAUGAGAUUGCAGCAGUAAACAAACAAUUCCCAGCAGAGCCCUUCAAGUUCCUAGAUCCUCCCUUGAUUCUUGAGUACAGGGAGGGUGUGGCCAUGCUGAAGGAGGCUGGGAUUGAGAUGGAGGAGACGGAGGACUUGAGCACCCCUAAUGAGAAAUUCCUGGGCAGACUAGUGAAAGCAAAGUAUGACACAGACUUCUACAUCCUGGAUAAGUUCCCUCUGGCAGUGAGGCCAUUCUACACCAUGCCAGACCCCAAUGACCCUAAAUGGAGCAAUUCCUAUGACAUGUUCAUGCGUGGAGAAGAGAUCUUGUCUGGAGCCCAGCGAAUUCAUGAUGCAGACUUCUUGGUGGAGAGAGCCAAGGCACACAACAUCCCCAUCCACACUAUCCAGUCCUACAUAGAUUCCUUCAAGUAUGGAUGUCCACCCCAUGCUGGAGGGGGCAUUGGGCUGGAGCGAGUCACCAUGCUGUACCUCGGCCUGGACAACAUCAGGAAGUCAUCCAUGUUCCCUCGUGACCCCAAGAGGCUCACACCUUAGACUGGUUUGUUCCUACAGGUCUUUUAAAUUUGUUACUCUGAUUUCGUUCUUAUUUUCUAAAGCACACAUCAAAGGUUUGUGAGCAUAUAUUCAGAGAAACUUUCAUUCUUUUCAAUAUUUAUAUCCUUGAAUGCUCCUCACACUCAGAUUUAUCAGGUAUCGAGCAUUGGUUUAUGGUGUAACUCUGAGAACAUCCCAAAAGCUGUCUACACAAUGGCAAUCAGACAUAAAGGCCUCCAUCACAAUAUGACUGGUGAGUAGGUAGACUGGAGUCACCAUGAUGGAUUUGUGACUAUCAUGAGAAAAAACACUUUGUUUUGACAUUUUUCAUAACAAGCACAUUGUUGAAGAUAUAGUGGAUGUAUUUAUAUAUUUAUAAAUUAAUAAUAACCUAUGAGGAAAAUGGGUGAAUGAGACAUGCUUUAAGUGACUCACAAGAUGACUGAUACACACAGAUGUUAACUUAUCUUUUUCUCUGCUUUGAUUAAUUUAAUGUGUACAAAACAAUUUUUCUGUGAGAAUGUACAUCAAUACACCAAACAUUGAGUGAGUGCUCAAGUGGCUUCCUAAAUAAACUAUUUUGGUUUUAAA
Molecule: messenger RNA, 2319 nt
Organism: Portunus trituberculatus (swimming crab)
Lineage: Eukaryota; Metazoa; Arthropoda; Malacostraca; Decapoda; Portunidae
Gene: AspRS
Product: aspartate--tRNA ligase, cytoplasmic-like
Exons: 6
Coding region: 136-1728 (530 amino acids)
Biological process (GO): aspartyl-tRNA aminoacylation
Cellular component (GO): cytoplasm; cytosol; aminoacyl-tRNA synthetase multienzyme complex
Molecular function (GO): RNA binding; aspartate-tRNA ligase activity; ATP binding
Source: RefSeq, a predicted model, not a curated record